CAUGGCGAGCCGAGGGGCUCGUCAGCGCCUGAAGGGGAGCGGGGGCAGCGGCGGGGACACGGUUUCGGCCGCCGACAAGCUGCGGGAGCUGCUGUGCAGCCGGGAGGCGAGCGGCGCGGAGCCACGGACCGAGUUGUCUGGGAACAAAGCAGGACAGGUCUGGGCACCUGAGGGAUCUACUGCUUUCAAGUGUCUGCUCUCAGCAAGGUUAUGUGCUGCUCUCUUAAGCAACAUCUCUGACUGCGAUGAAACCUUCAACUACUGGGAACCAACACACUACCUCAUCUAUGGGAAGGGGUUUCAGACUUGGGAGUAUUCCCCUGUUUAUGCAAUUCGCUCCUAUGCCUACCUGUUGCUUCAUGCCUGGCCAGCUGCAUUUCAUGCAAGAAUCCUACAAACUAACAAGAUUCUUGUCUUUUACUUUUUACGAUGUCUCCUGGCUUUUGUGAGCUGUAUCUGUGAACUUUACUUUUACAAGGCUGUGUGCAAGAAGUUUGGGCUGCAUGUGAGUCGGAUGAUGCUGGCCUUCUUGGUUCUUAGCACUGGCAUGUUUUGCUCAUCAUCAGCGCUCCUUCCUAGCAGCUUCUGUAUGUACACCACGCUGGUAGCCAUGACUGGCUGGUAUUUGGACAAGACUUCCAUUGCUGUGCUUGGAGUGGCAGCUGGGGCUAUCUUGGGCUGGCCAUUCAGUGCUGCCCUUGGUUUACCCAUUGCCUUUGAUUUGCUGGUCAUGAAACACAGGUGGAAGAGUUUCUUUCAUUGGUCUCUGGUGGCCCUAAUACUCUUUCUGGUGCCUGUGGUGGUCAUUGACAGCUACUACUACGGGAAGCUGGUGGUGGCACCACUGAACAUUGUUUUGUACAAUGUCUUUACUCCUCAUGGACCUGAUCUUUAUGGUACAGAACCCUGGUAUUUCUAUUUAAUUAACGGAUUUCUUAAUUUUAACGUAGCCUUUGCUUUGGCUCUUCUGGUCCUACCACUGACUUCUUUGAUGGAGUACCUACUGCAGAGGUUUCAUGUUCAGAAUUUAGGCCACCCGUAUUGGCUUACCUUGGCUCCAAUGUAUAUUUGGUUUAUAAUUUUCUUCAUCCAGCCUCACAAAGAGGAGAGAUUUCUUUUCCCUGUGUAUCCACUUAUAUGUCUCUGUGGUGCUGUGGCCCUUUCUGCACUUCAGAAAUGUUACCACUUCGUGUUUCAGCGAUACCGUCUGGAGCAUUACACUGUGACGUCGAACUGGCUGGCGUCAGGAACGCUCUUCCUGUUCGGCCUCCUGUCCUUUUCCCGCUCUGUGGCACUGUUCAAAGGGUAUCACGGGCCCCUUGAUUUGUAUCCAGAAUUUUACCGAAUUGCCACGGACCCAACCAUCCACACUGUCCCAGAAGGCAGGCCUGUGAAUGUCUGUGUAGGGAAGGAGUGGUAUCGAUUUCCCAGUAGCUUCCUUCUGCCUGAUAAUUGGCAGCUUCAGUUCAUUCCAUCAGAGUUCAGGGGCCAGUUACCAAAACCUUUUGCGGAGGGACCCCUGGCCACCCGGAUUGUUCCUACUGACAUGAAUGACCAGAACCUGGAGGAGCCAUCCAGAUACAUCUUCAAAGUUGCUGCGGGCAUUCUAUGUCCCCUUCCUGUCAGAUCAGUAUACAGCGUAUGCAAACUACACCAUCCUCAAACCCCGGAAAGCAAAGCAAAUCAGGAAGAAAAGUGGAGACCGGAGAAGAGCAGAGCCACCUUACAGGAAGAAUUGAAAAUCUCUGAACUGGAUGGCUGCAUUAAACUCUCUCUCCAUACUCUGGCCUGGCAUCUGAGAACUAGCAAGCCUCUUUUGGGCCACACAGGCUUCUCCACCAAAGCUGUUUGGCAGCUCUUAGCAGACCUUACUCAAGUCCUAGUGCUGAAAAUGAGCACAGCCUAAUUGCCAACCUACAUGUCCUUUUCACCUCGUGCAGGACUAAGCUUCUCUAAAGCACUUCACAGGACGAGGACCCUGUCCUGGAGAUAUCUCAGGAAAAAGGCAACCAUUUGAGGAACUGUAAUCUAAUUUCAUUAUGUAGGAUGCCUCUUAUUCUCAGUUUAUUUCCUAUACAACAAACUGUGUUAAGUUUUCGCAUGCUGUUUCUUGAAUUCCAGACUUUUCUGUAUAAAAGCAUCAGCCGAGUAGACCAUAACUGUAUAGGACAUAUUUGGGGAAAAUUAAUUCGAUCACUUGGUAGGUAGGUUUGGAUGACCUCACAUUUUUAAGUAAUGGAUGAAUUCCCGCCCCCCCCCCCUUUUUUUAAAGAACCCUAGUGGAAAAGGCCACUGUAUAUUUACAGCACGUAUUUUUGAGUCUAUCUAUUGCAAAGCACAUUCUGCAUGGGGCACUUCUAGUCAAAUAGGCAAUGAUAAGGACUUAAUUAAAGUGUAAUGAGUAUAUACUGUUACUUUACAUACAGUAUUUCACUGUUUACAAAGUACUUUCACAUGAUCUCGUUUGGUCCUCACGGUCACAGUGUGAGGCAGGCAAGACAAGUGGUUUGGUCCCCAUUUUAUAGGUGAUGAAACAGGCUUUGGGGGGUGGUGGGGAAGGGCAAGUGGCUUGCCCAAGGCCACAGUAAGUAACAGAGCUGGGACUAGAACGUGGGUUCCUGAACUUCUUCCCCAAAGCUCUUCCAUACUUCCUCUCUUGACUCCGAAGACAUUGGAAGACAGAGCGAUGGUGUUGGCUAGAGACCUGACUGAUAAUGUAACUUUCUAUUUUAAGGAAGAAUUUUAUCUGUGUUUCUUUGAGUUCUUCAGAGCCUCCAUUCUGCCUGUGGGUUAGACCAUCACAGCAGUGCCCCGUGAUGCGGCCCAGCCUGUGUCUGGAAAGUUGUGCUCAUGUUUGGAAGUCCUGCUCUUUUGCAGCCACACAGAAUCUCCUAUCAGUUUCGUUUCUACAUAAUCAAUCUGGGGUCAUAUUAUAGGUGCCUUAUUUCUGUAAAGGUAAUUAUGUCUAGUAAUCUGCAGAGAGGAUGAAGAGAUUUUUCAGAGCUUUCAUCUUUCAUUCUUCAAAGAGAAGGGCUUUUCAACAGGAACUGAUCCCAAGAGAAGAGAAAGGAAGUCACAGGGAAAGAAAUGGCUAGUCAACAUACAAAAAGUCUCCUCCUCGUCGGGAUCCCUCUCAUGGAAUUUCCAGACUGAGGUUGAAGCGCUGGAGAGGAAAUAGGUCUAGACAGUACAGAACAGUAACUGGAGAGUGAAGAUAAAUUGGGGUUCCACUUGCUGCUUUAAAGAUUUCUGGUAUUUAAUUCUCCAUACUUGGUUACUGCUUUCCAAGGCAAAUAUUGGCACAUGUGGUCUGACUACAGGGUAGAGGAUUUGCAGUGAAAUGUCUUGCCACACCUGCAGUAACCAUGUGCUGUCUUGCACAGUGGCUAAAGCCUUCUACUUUUUGCAGGAAAAUAAGAGUCGCUUAAUGGAGGUCCAUGGUGAGUAGCUUUUUUCCUAAUCAAAGUGAUACAGUGAUGGUCUCUUUUCUCACCUUGCAUCUUUAAAAAAAAAAAAAAUCCUUCUGAGUGAGGACUUACUGUAAUAGAGCACAAAAAAAGGUCAUGAUUGAUCAAGGGAUUCCUUGGGGAUGUCUGCUCCUAUCCCUUUUAAAACCUGGUUUUGGUUUCCUCUGUUCUAGGUACAUCUUUAGUGAGAGCACAAUACAUUGUGGAACACUGUGCCAAAUGCUGUGGGUAAGGGAUGUAAAAAUGAAUGUUGUUCAUUUUGAAAAUGAGUAUUUUUCAUGUGAUGUUAUAUAAACACAUUUUUGAAAAGUCUCCAUCUCAGCAAUACAGGGAAGCCAGCUUUGCCUGGGAAAAAGAGUUUCAAAACACCUGGUCAGACAAGUAUUUCUCCUCCAGAGGAUCUGUGUUUAGCAUGAGCUAACUGCUCUGCUCACUUUAAGGAUAAAGUAUCUGAGGUACUUGUCUUUUCACAGAUUGUGGUGUAUUGAGAAAUACGGAGGACUUUGUUUAUUAUUUGUAAUAAACUUUGAUUCUGGAGCUAAAUGAGGGAGUAGGUGUACUUGACCGUUUCAGGGCUUUCUGAUCUCUAAAUUUUAUUUAUUUAUUUUUUAGUAAUCUGUAUGUGGGUCUCGAACUCCCAGCCCCAGCACCAAGAGUCACAUGGUCUUCCCACUGAGCCAGCCAGGCUCUCCCCCGAUCUCUUGAUCUUAAGCAGCUUUAUCUGAACCCCAGAUCUUACGACACUGAGUCCCAUUACUGAACCAGACAGUGUGCUAGGCAUCUAUUAUCAAAGUGUACCUGGCACCUGAGGGCUGUCAUCUGAUAAAACAGAAGACUAGUCAUUUUAAUCUCUUGGGAUAAUCACAGAAAAUGGGAGCCCAUACUCUUUAUUAUUGAAUUCAAGUUUAGAAACAUUGUUUUAAAUCAGGGUGGUUCUUGAUCUCAACCAUUUACUUGGGACAUUUUUGCUGGUUUGGAAUUCUGGGAAAGAACCUUAAAAACUCAUGUGGUUUUGUAGCAUUAUUACAUUUGGAGUGACUGUUGGGUCAAAACACUAGUGGCAAUCCUUUAUUGUGUUUUUGCAUUUCGUGGGAUUUGAAAUAAGAAUUCACUGUGAUUAUGCUGUCUUCUAGCCAGUGUCAGGCACCUCUGCUUUAAUGUGGUUAUUUUUUUCUGAAGAGGGAAAAGAGACACAAUUUAAACUUUGCCUCCACAGCCUAUUAAAGCUCAUGUGUUAAUUCAUUCUUACGUUACUACAUUAAAUGCCUUGAGUAAAUGGAUAGAUGGAUGUAUGCUCAGCUUUAUUCUUUUGCAACAGAAACAUGAGAUUUCAGAUGCCCUCUGGUGUUUUGGUAAAUCUAAAUGAAUGUUGCCUUUAAUUUUUCCAGUACAUACAUUACCAUGUAAUUCAUGCUGCACAUGAAAUCAGGAAGCAGUACAGUGUUGAUGCAAGAGUCUUGUCCAGUUCAUUUGUCUUCCUGAUCCCUGUACUUUAUUCCACGUGUCACUAUUUAUAUCACGUACGUGUGUUUUCUGUAAAAGAAAAAGUUAAAUAAAUCUUGGCAAUUUGA
This is a messenger RNA of Felis catus (domestic cat), 5038 nucleotides long. It is a transcript of the gene ALG9, whose product is annotated as ALG9 alpha-1,2-mannosyltransferase. Gene Ontology annotation, molecular function: alpha-1,2-mannosyltransferase activity. The transcript is spliced from 15 exons. Gene Ontology annotation, cellular component: endoplasmic reticulum membrane. Gene Ontology annotation, biological process: protein N-linked glycosylation. NCBI's taxonomy places the organism in Eukaryota, Metazoa, Chordata, Mammalia, Carnivora, Felidae. The record is from RefSeq and is a predicted model, not a curated record. Bases 2 to 1906 code for a protein of 634 amino acids.